This is a messenger RNA of Strongyloides ratti, 237 nucleotides long. RefSeq lists its product as hypothetical. Bases 1 to 237 code for a protein of 78 amino acids. The record is from RefSeq and is a predicted model, not a curated record. The transcript has a single exon. NCBI's taxonomy places the organism in Eukaryota, Metazoa, Nematoda, Chromadorea, Rhabditida, Strongyloididae.
AUGAAAUUCUUUGCUGCUUCUACUAUUCUUAUGGCUCUUGCUGUUUCAACCAACGCUUUCAUCUUUGGAGGACUCGGAGGAGGCGGUGGUGCAGGUGGAUGUGGAUGUGCUCCACCACCACCUCCAGCAUGCCCACCACCAGCUCCAGUCUGUCAACCACCUCCACCACCACCAGCCUGUCCUCCACCAGCCUGUCCACCUCCAGCUCCAUCCUGUGGAUCACCAUGUGGAAAAUAA